This is a messenger RNA of Myripristis murdjan (pinecone soldierfish), 1001 nucleotides long. Its product is annotated as bypass of stop codon protein 1-like. The coding region runs from base 8 to 586 and encodes 192 amino acids. Lineage: Eukaryota; Metazoa; Chordata; Actinopteri; Holocentriformes; Holocentridae. The record is from RefSeq and is a predicted model, not a curated record. The transcript has 2 exons.
GACCAAGAUGGAGAAAACGGGGAAGCUUGCCAUUUCGGUUUGUCUGGUCUCCUUGUUACUGGGCAGCAGUAAGGAGCAAACUGCGAAUACAACAUCUAUCGUCCCUGUGAAUGUGACAAACGCACCAGAGGCAAACCACACUCAGCCAAGUGUGCAACCCACCAUGACCACUCCGAUGCCCAGCAACUCCUCUACUGUGACGGCCCCCAGCAACCACACCAGUGGCAACAGGACCACAGGGCUGCCUUCCUCCUCCUCCUCCUCCUCCUCCUCCUCCACCUCCUCUUCCACCACUCCUCAUGUUUCUUCCAGACCCACAGCCACCACCACUGCAUCGGCACGGCCCAGCCUGUCCACCAGAGUCACCCAUACCUCUACAUCCACCUCCACCCGUGUCGUCACAGCCAGCCCAAACAGCACCAAGCAAACCACAAGAGUGACUGACUCUCGCACAACAACUCACAGGGGCGUCACAAACACGAGCGCCCCAGCUACUACAUUAAAAGCAGCGGCUUCCCCUUUGUCCCGGCCCCGGUGCCAGCUCCUCAUGCUUGUAAUCUCCUUUUUGAUUUGUGCAACAAUAUAAAACCCAGGGAUUCCACAUUGCAUUUGCAGUGCUUUUGCUCCAUUGUAAUAUCCAGCUUCAUUACACAGUUCAAUUCAAAUCAUAUUCAGCAGACAGAAGGAAAAAAAAAACUUUUCUCAAUCAUUAAUCACAAAUCCACAAAUCCUUCUAUGUAGUUUGUUCACAGAUUCAAAUGUGCUCAAUUUAUUUGGAGACUUGAGCCUCCAGCUUAUUGUGAGCAUCGCAGACAUUUACUGCAAUAAUGCUAUGAAGUGCUUUGUUGGCACUGAGCUCUUUUCCACCUCUGAACAUGACAGGUCCUCACAAUCCCAGCAGACCAUGAAUAAUUCCCAAUAGCAUGAGCACAAAUAACCGAAGCCACAUUUCACUCGUGAAAUUUCACGCUGAAAUAACAGAAAGGGGAUUUUUUUUUUUU